UGUUGCCGCUGUUCCUUCAGUGUGUCUGACAAGUGAAUGAAUAUCAUUGCAUCAGCCAGUGAUCAGCAGCGAUGAAUGUGUCGGAAGAUACAGUUGAAUUACAAAAUGAAGUUCUAGAAAAUGAAAUAAAGGCUCUGUGGGUAUUUGCCUACGGAUCUUUAUGUUGGAAACCUGGAUUUAAAUUUCAUAAAGCCGUAACUGGACAUGUUAAGGGGUAUCAGAGAAGAUUUUGGCAAGGGAAUACCACACACAGGGGAACAGAAGAAAAGCCCGGGAGAGUGGCCACAUUAGUGGAGGAUUACAAGGGGGUAGUCCAUGGAAUAGCGUUUGCAAUAAGUGGAGAAGAAGCAAUAUCAUAUCUAUCAAAACGUGAAUGCCUACUAGGCGGAUAUAUUUCCCAAUUUUCCACAUUUUAUCCGAUUAAAGGUGAACCAUUUAAAGUAUUAGCUUACGUAGCAACUCCUAAAAAUCCCCUCUGGAUGGGCGAAGCGGACGACAGAGACAUUGCCCAUCAAAUUAUAGACUGUAGUGGCCCAAGCGGUCACAAUAUAGAAUACUUAGUUAGGUUAGCUAAUUUCAUGAGGGAACAUUUCUCUGACGAACAUGACCCGCAUUUAUUCAGUCUUGAGAAAGAAGUUCUUGACUUAGUUAAUAAAAAUAAUAUGUGCCUCGAAACUCUUAUGGGAAAUGGAGAGGGCUGUGUUAGUUUCAUUAGAAAGGAUUUGUUUGAAUCUGAAUCACAAGCUGUGCAAGAUGAGGACAGGAUAGAAUCAUUCGAGCACUCGACGAGAAUGGAAGAAAAGAUUCUGCGUUGCUUAAAUAUAUAAGACUGAACUUUUUCACGAUUAGAAUGUAAUAUAACUUAAUUGUUCCGAAGUUUUUAAACAUGUUCCAACAUUUAAUUUAUUUUUAUUUUAUUUGUUUUUUGAGAUUAGUUUAAUUCCCACAUUAAUUUUAACGCCACGGUAGCGCAGUCGGUCGAGAGUGCGGUGGCAAGCAUUUCUCGGCCAGGCUUCCUAAUCUGGUCCG
Molecule: messenger RNA, 1029 nt
Organism: Anoplophora glabripennis (Asian longhorned beetle)
Lineage: Eukaryota; Metazoa; Arthropoda; Insecta; Coleoptera; Cerambycidae
Product: glutathione-specific gamma-glutamylcyclotransferase 1
Exons: 3
Coding region: 72-827 (251 amino acids)
Biological process (GO): glutathione catabolic process
Cellular component (GO): cytoplasm
Molecular function (GO): glutathione specific gamma-glutamylcyclotransferase activity; gamma-glutamylcyclotransferase activity
Source: RefSeq, a predicted model, not a curated record